Messenger RNA from Erigeron canadensis, 3117 nucleotides. RefSeq names its product pentatricopeptide repeat-containing protein At3g49170, chloroplastic-like. Gene Ontology annotation, biological process: RNA modification. The transcript has a single exon. NCBI's taxonomy places the organism in Eukaryota, Viridiplantae, Streptophyta, Magnoliopsida, Asterales, Asteraceae. Bases 1 to 2811 code for a protein of 936 amino acids. Gene Ontology annotation, molecular function: zinc ion binding; RNA binding; protein binding. The record is from RefSeq and is a predicted model, not a curated record.
AUGGAGGCUCCUCUAUCUCUAACUCUCAAAAAACCUCCUUUUCUUACACCCACACAACAAACCCAUGAUUCCAAACACUGGAAUUCAGUAAUCAAACACCACACCAAGCUUAAAGACGAUCGCGCUAUACUCGAUACAUAUACCCAGAUGGAAUGUUUGGGCGUUUUGCCUGAUAAUGCCACAUUGCCAUUAGUACUCAAGGCGUGUGGCCGGUUACAUGCCACUGAGAAAGGCAAGAAGAUACACAAUGAUGUUUCUAAUGCAGGUUUUGUUGCUGAUAUUCGUGUUCAAACCGCUCUUGUGAAUUUUUACUCGAAAUGUGGGAUGCUGGAGAAUGCACUUAAGGUGUUUGAUGAAAUGACUGACAGAGAUGUCGUUUCUUGGAACGCUAUGAUUUCUGGGUGUGUUAGUUGUUCUGAGUUCGGAAGAGCUAUGGGUUUGUUUUAUUGGAUGCAAAAGGGGGGCUUGAAAGCGAAUUCAGUUACUGUGGUUGAGUUGCUUAAGGCGUGUGGGGAGUUAAUGGAAUUCAGAUUUGGGAAAGAGAUACACGGGUAUUGCUUGAGGCAUGGUUUGUUUGAUUCGAAUCAUCAUGUGGGUUCAUCAUUAAUGGGGUUUUACUUAAAAUUUGAUUCGUCAUUAGCGCGUCUUGUUUUUGAGAUGUUGGAUCCAAGAAACACGAUAAGCUGGAAUACUAUGAUUAGUGGGUAUGUUAACAAUGGGGAUUGCGUGAAAGCUCUUCAGCUUUUCAUUUUGAUGGUCAUUGAUGGAGUUGAAUGUGAUUCCGUCACAUUGUUAGUUGUCAUACAGGCCUGUGCUGGGUUUAGAAAUCUUGAAGUGGGUAUGCAAGUUCAUCAGGUGGUUAUCAAGUAUGGUUAUAGCGAUAUGCAUAUAAUUAACGCGUUGAUGAAUAUGUAUAGUAAGUUUGCAGAUUUUAGAUCGUUCUACGAGCUAUUUAGGUCGAAACCAUUAAGAGAUGUUGUUUUAUGGAAUUCUAUUUUAUCUUGUUGUAUAGAAAAUGGUUUCAUUGAGGACUCGUUGAACCUAUUAACCAAGAUGCAGUUGGAAGGUGUUCAAAUGACUGAACGGACUAUAGUCAUUAUGCUGCCUGUAUGUGCUCAGCUUUCUGAUGGUUUGGCAUAUGGUAAAGGCUUACAUGCAUAUGCUUAUAAGAUUGGCAAGGAAAGAAACACACAUAUUGAAAAUAGUUUGGUGAAUAUGUACUCAUUGCUAAACAAUAUUGAAGAUGCAACAAGAGUUUUCAUACAAAUAGAAGACUUGAAUAUAAUUUCGUACAAUGUUUUCAUCUCUGCUUUGACCCACAAUAAAUUAAAGGUUCAAGCUUGUGAAGUUUUUAUCCAAAUGCUAGAAGAUGUUAAACCGAAUCCUCAAACGCUGACUUCAAUUCUUGCUAUAUUGGAUACUGGAGAUUUUUAUAACUUCGGCAGAUCCAUCCAUGCGUAUGUGAUGAAAUGUGGAAUCCAUAUUGAUGCAUCUUUGAACACUGCAUUGACAGAAAUGUAUAUAAAUUGCAAUGAUGAAGACACUGGUAGGCGCUUAUUUCAGAAUUAUCCUGAUAAAGAUUUGAUCUCGUGGAACUCGUUAAUAUCCACUUAUAUUAAGAACAAUCAGCAGGAAAAAGCUUUGCUCCUUUUCCACUACAUGAUCUCAAUGAUAAGACCGAACUUUGUCACUAUCAUAAGCAUUCUCGCAUUAUAUACUCAUCUAUCUAAUCUUCCUCAAGGUAGAUGCUUACAUGCUUAUACGUUAAGAAGGUUUUCAUCAUUGAAUCUUGAUUUAUCGCUCGCGAAUGCCUUCAUAACUAUGUAUGCAAGGUGUGGUAGUUUGGAUUAUGCUGAAAAAAUCUUUAACAUUCUACCAGAAAAAGAUAUAGUCUGUUGGAAUGCCAUGAUUGCUGGUUAUGGAAUGCAUGGGCGUGGGAACGAUGCAAUGUUGACUUUCUCAAAAAUGGUCAAAGAAGGGAUUAAACCAACUCAAGUAACAUUUGUUUCUGCUUUAUCUGCUUGUAGCCAUUCGGGAAUGAUACAUAAAGGUUUACAUCUAUUUCAUUCCAUGGUUAAAGAUUUUCGAAUAACUCCAGAACUUGUACAUUUUUCUUGUUUGGUUGAUCUUCUUGCUCGUGGUGGGUUCUUAAGUGAAGCCAAAAGUGUUAUCGACACAAUGCCUAUGGCAGCUGAUGCGUCUAUUUGGCGAGCUCUAAUUGGUGCCUGUAGAAUCUAUUCCAAUAUCCACAUGGCUAAAAGUGCUUUUGAAAAGCUUAUUGAACUAGAACCAACAAAUGCUGGAAAUUACGUGUUACUAUCCAACAUUUAUGCUGCUGCAGGUCUCUGGUCUGAGGUAAAAAACCUGAGAUUGAUUGUUGAAAAAAGGAAUUUGAAGAAGCCAGCUGGUAGAAGUUGGAUUGUUAUCAAAAGCAAACUUCAUUUCUUUGCAGCAGGAGACAAAUCACACCCACAAUCUGAACCUAUAUAUAAAAAGUUGACUCUUAUGUUGACUUCUGUUAAGGAAAUGGGGUAUGUUCCAGAUUUGAGUUGGGUUCUUCAUGAUGAAGAUGAUGAGAGAAAAUUGGCAAGGCUUUCAAGCCACAGUGAGAAACUAGCUAUUGCUUUUGGAUUGAUUAGUGUGAGUGGUUGUUCACCAAUCUUGAUUACCAAGAAUUUAAGGAUUUGUGGUGAUUGCCAUGAAUUUUGUAAAUAUGUUUCAAAACUUUCAAGACGGUCUAUAAUUAUCAGGGAUGCUAGUCGCUUUCACCACUUUGUAGAUGGAUCCUGCUCUUGUAAGGACUACUGGUGAGAUAAAACUGAUGGACUUUAGAUUGUAUGUAAUAUGUAUAUAUACGGUCCACCGGUCACCAUGUAUUUACAUUGCCUAAAUAUUGAAUACAAUAGGUCAUGCUAGCUUUUAUGGAAAUUACAUUAGUUAUCAAGCUGAACAUUUUUUAAUGGGGAAGCUCAAGAUGUAUGGGAAACACCGUACUUGGCUGAGCUAAUAAUCUUUGUGGUAGAUUAGCCGAAAAAUUAAGUUUUAAUCAAACACUAGUAAUGGGCACACCAUAUGUAAUCUCUUCAGGCUAUUAAGCGCAAUAAGUUUCAAAGUGAA